ACAGCAUUUCCCACAGUGCUAAACGUUGUAGUAGUAGUCGGGAAAUUGCUUGAGUUGAUGGUAUAGCUCGUUGAAACGGUUGAUUAAUUCUGUUUUGAAAAUUAGAUAUAUAUAUUUUUUUAAAUAAAAGUGAAUUUUAAAAUAUCUCUAGCCUGAAAUGUCUGCAAGGCGAAUGUCAGAUAUGGGGGAUGUCACCGUCAGGCAGAUCGCUAACCAGUGCUAGCCAGCAGUCGGGACUAAGUGUAGAAGUUGACGUUAUAUAGCUGUAUCUCUGUCUAAUUACUUGCCAUUCCGUAAUUUAUUCCGUUUCGAGUUUGUUUAAAGUUAUUUUGUGUUGUAUAUACGUAUUUCGCUCAGGAAUUUUCGCUGGUAAGUUUUCCAACAUGUUUAACCUAGCAAGCUAACUAUAUAGCUUGUUGACUUGCAGUCACAGUAAUCAAAGGGGGUUGAAUCACACAAAUCAUACUACAGACGUCAUAAGAAAACUUUGGCUUUUGGCUGUAUGUGUUUUAACUGAAUUCUAAAGCCAGUGACUCCCCAACCCAUUUACAGCAAGUUUGCGUGCAUGCGCCUGCGACCGUAGAACGGCCAUGGGAAAGUGGCAUCCGUUUCAAAACAUACGGACUAACCUGAUGAAUAAUCCACCAGUUGUCGUAUUUUUCCUGUGUAUGGUGUCAAUUGCCACAGCUUUCAUAGGCUUCGGAGCCUAUACUAAAAAAUACGAAGUUAGGGACCCAGACGUGGCUCAGGACUGGAAUCAGAUUUUAAGAUCUUUAGCAGCCUUGAAGUUAUGUGCAUUGGAUACUGACACAGAGGACAAGGUUCCUUCUGCAGAUGCGCAGCAUGUAAGCAAAUCUCUGUUGCUGGGGCAGGAGGCUGCAGGUGAAGUCUCAACUAAUUACAGCCAUUGGUCCCUGCUAGUACCCCUGGUCUUGAGUGGAAGCACUCCUAAACAACAUCCUGCCAGCUUUAAAAUGGCCCUCAGGGGAAGUUUGCUGGGCUUGAAAGGUCCAGCAGGGAAAACAGUACUCAACCUGACACUUCAUUUCCUCACUGAGCGGGAGCUGAAUGCCAGUCAUGCAGGUGAUGGAAGUAGCUCCGGAUCCACCUGUUUGAGCUUCAUGGCACCUGCACACUUCGUGCCUCAUACCAGGAUGCCUCCAUUGUGCCCAGCAAGAGAAGAACCGUAUACAGAUCAUUCUGUUGUAACAGCCAUGACAUCAGACCAGUAUAAGCAAGAUGCCCAGUCAGCUGAGCCUUGUUACCGCAUGGAGUUUAACCCAGACCCUGAACUUAUCAUGCUUUCCCAGGGAGACAGAGACCUGGCUGUUCAUCAUUUAAUGAUUUUCGCUGGAUGCUUGCUAAGUUUAUGUGCUGUGCUUUGUUUUGCUGGGAGCUUCUCAUUUUCUAUGUCUCGGAAAAACCAGAGCAAUGGGCAGGAUCUACAAAAGGAAUCAUUACUCCACUCCUGAAUGUUAUCAAGUCAUCUAAUUUUUUCUAGUUUUUAUCCCAUCGACCAACAUAAGUAACCAAGUCAUAUUGAAAAGGAUGGGUGAAUAACUGGAACUGAACUUGUAUUCCACUGAUUAAGUGAUUUACCUGAACUGCUGGGCAACAAAAUGAUGAAUGAGUCUACCUCUAGAACAUGGUCAUCUAGACAAUAGUGUAAUGUUAAACGUGGAAGACCUUUUAGGGAUCAAGUGUUUGGUUGGUCUGGACUGAUUGUUAUACGAAGAAAAACUUUGUUUUUUUGGCAACACCUUUCACAAAAUAUGCUUAGUAAUGUUUAUUUCCUUUGAAUUUUAUUCCGUUUCUUAAGACUAUAUGAAUGUGUACAUAUUUUGUUAAAUAGAGCAGAUCUUACAGUUUACUUGGUCGUUUCAUGCAUAGCAUUAUUGCCUCACAAUUCCAGCAGCCCACUGUUUCCUUGCAGAGCUCCCAUAUUCUUCCUGCGUUACACAGAUUUUUUAUGGGUCCUCCUGUUUUCUCCCAAAAUCCAAAGAUGUGCAGUUCGGUUAACUUCCAUUUCUAAAAUGCCCAUGGUGUGUACUUUUGUGAGUGCAUGUAAGCUGUGAUGGACUGGUAUCCUAUGCAGGCUUCUUGUUAUCAUGUCCAAGAUAAGUAGGUGGAAGAUGGAUGGAUGGUGUGGGUCUUAAAGUAGGAAUUUUCCAUAAUGAAAAAACCUAACGUCUGA
Molecule: messenger RNA, 2194 nt
Organism: Brienomyrus brachyistius
Lineage: Eukaryota; Metazoa; Chordata; Actinopteri; Osteoglossiformes; Mormyridae
Exons: 7
Coding region: 591-1472 (293 amino acids)
Source: RefSeq, a predicted model, not a curated record